Stylophora pistillata is the source of this 1674-nucleotide messenger RNA. RefSeq lists its product as uncharacterized. NCBI's taxonomy places the organism in Eukaryota, Metazoa, Cnidaria, Anthozoa, Scleractinia, Pocilloporidae. Gene Ontology annotation, molecular function: hydrolase activity. The record is from RefSeq and is a predicted model, not a curated record.
CCGGGUUGUCUGGAUGUAAUAUUACAGCCAACUAUACAAUUGGUUUAAAUGCUUCUCGCCAAAAGCCGAUAUUUUUCCUCCUCUGCGCUAGAAAUGUCACGGAUCUUUGCCAUUUCAGAUAUUCACGUUGAUAUACCCGAAAACCUUCGUUUGGUUAAUAGUUGGACAGACACUGACUUCAAGAAUGAUGUGCUCAUAGUUGCUGGUGAUGUGACCGAUGACUUGUCUCUCCUCAAAACAGUCUUGACGUCACUGACUCAAAAGUUUUUGAAGGUCUGCUAUGUUCCAGGGAACCACGAGCUUUGGAUUCGUCAGGUUGAAAAUACAUACUGCCACAACAAUUCCAUCGAUAAAUUCCACGCAAUCUUGACUCUGUGUGAUUCGAUUGGCGUUCAUACCAAACCAAUUAAAGUGCAGUGCUACAACGAUACCGCGGCCUGGGUUGUGCCAAUAUUUUCUUGGUACGCCAAACCAGAGGACGACCUCUAUAACUCGUUAUUUGUUGGAAGGGACACCGAAGAUGCAGAACUGUCUAACAAGGUCUGGAUGGAUAAUCAUCUCUGUAAAUGGCCUGUACUUGAAGGAUCUGUUGCUCAAUACUUUGCAAAACUUAACAAAGACAUUUUAACAAGGGAUUACGACGCACCAAUUAUAUCUUUCAGUCAUUUUUUGCCUCGUGUUGAGCUCAUCCCUGCUUCAGAAGAGGACAUCGAACGAGUCCAAGACGAGAGAAAAAAACUACACCUCCCGCAGUUAGACAAUCCCAAAGCCCAAGGAUCGCAAAUCCAGUUUAAUUUCACGCGCUUUGCGGGUUGUAAAACCAUAGAAGAGCAGAUCAGAGAGAUUGGCUCGAAGGUACAUUUACAUGGACAUCAACACCGUAACAGGGACCGUGUGAUCGAUGAGGUGCGCUAUGUGUCCUUUUGCCUGGGAUACCCCCGGGAAAGGUCCAUGGGAGUUAUUUGGGGCCUUUCAGAGAAAAAAGGACCUCGUCAGAUAUGGCCAUAGAAGGGUCAUGAGCACGGAACCAGCAAUUACAGUAAUUAUCAGCGAUGGGUUGUUAAUUUACCCGCAUUUUAAUGAGACGGGAACGAAAGCAUUUGUUAGAAGUGUAUGAUAUUCAUUAUAUGGUAUUGCGAAAGACAGUUACCACCAAUCAAAGAUUAGUAUUUAAAUUUGGUUUUUAUUUCUCUUGCCUAUGUCCGUGCGUCUUAUCUUACUGUAAGGGAAAAUGGCAGCAAACAAAGUAUUGCCAGUGGACCUUUCUAUAAAGCUGUAAAACUAAGUCAAAUAUUUGGGAAAAUCUUCUUUAUAGAGUGAAGAACCAUACAAUAUCUUCUACCAAAUAAAGUGUAUUUUAAUUCGAAUGAAAAUCAUAAGUAGAGGUUUGAAUUCAACAACAUUUGUGAUGAUCUUUACACUACCGGAACUGGUAACCGGAUAGACUAUGUGCAUCGGUUGUGUUACCCUUUACCCGCAAAGAGGAGGGAAACUGCGAUGAACUUAUCUAUAUCAUCAUCAUGAUAAUAAUGACAAUAUUAGUAAUAAUAAUAAUAAUGAUAAUAAUAAUAAUAAUAAUAAUAAUAAUAAUUUUUAUUUCAAGUCGAUAAUGUAGGAAGUGGUUGCCCAAUCCCCCGAGCCGGUGGCUCAUGUUAAAAACACUCGACAAAAGUA